Molecule: messenger RNA, 1672 nt
Organism: Aspergillus ruber CBS 135680
Lineage: Eukaryota; Fungi; Ascomycota; Eurotiomycetes; Eurotiales; Aspergillaceae
Product: FAD-binding oxidoreductase
Exons: 5
Coding region: 68-1561 (497 amino acids)
Molecular function (GO): FAD binding; oxidoreductase activity
Source: RefSeq, a predicted model, not a curated record
CUCCAAAAGCUGUCAUGGCUUGCAAAUAGCUGCGAUCGCCCUUACUAUACGGGACAGACGAACCGCAAUGCGCAGGAACAUCUUGACAGCCCUAGCCUGCUCAUGGCUCACAGCCCACGCGGCUUCGGUCGAUCUCAAGUCUUUGCUUUUGGAAAGCGACAUUCAAUGGGCAUCAGAUACGGUCAUUAGCUUCUCAGAUACCCCUGAAUUUGAAGAUGCUACUGUGAGAUGGAAUAGUUACAACGCCCCGACAUACGCGGGCGCUAUUAGCCCGGCAGACGAGGAGGAUGUGGUCAAAGUUGUCAAACUUGCCAAAGAGCACAAUGUUCCAUUUCUUGCGACGGGUGGCCGCCAUGGCUGUACCGAUAUGGUCGGGCUUCAAGAGGGACUUGCCAUUGAUUUGAGCCAGAUUAACUCGUAUGAAGUUGAUAGCGAUGAUGCAACUGUGACAGUUGGGGCUGGAAGUACCUUUGGUCAAUUCCAGAAUGCUAUUCAUGAUGCUGGCUUCAUGAUCCAAAGCGGGUCUGUCACCUGUCCCGGCUUCAUUGGUAUAACCCUCGGUGGCGGAAUCGGGCGUUAUACCGGUAUCUUCGGUUUAGAAAUUGAUGCCUUGAUUUCUGCUCGUAUCGUUACCGCGGAUGGAGAAGUUCUGACUAUUUCGGAAACGGAGAAUGCCGAAUUAUUCUGGGGUGUUCGUGGUGCUGGAUUCAACUUUGGCAUUGUUACCUCAGCUACGUAUAAGCUGCAUAAGCUUGCUGAUAACAAUAACGGGGAAAUAUUGACUGCUGACUUUAUUAUUCCGGCCAAUAAGACUCUGUUUUACUUUGACUGGUUGGAAUCGCUUGGCGAGACGAUGCCCCCUAAUGCCGCUGGAGUUAGUCGAUUCCAAUUUGACAGCAUUGCUAAAGAGGGCCAAAUCGGAGCAAACUGGGUAUUCAUUGGCCCAGAAGACGAGGGUCGCGAAUUCCUAAGCCCCAUCCUAGAUCUCCAACCCUCUGUCGCCAUGCUCUCAUAUGUGCCGUGGAACAAGCUAAUCGAGACGGCUGGUGGCGGACAGGGCGCCAUGCUUUGCGAGGCAAGAGCACCCCGGAGUUUGUUCACAGGUCAGAUGCGCAAAUACACGGCCUUGACUUUACAAGAGACAUUUGACAAGAUAACCACACUUUGGGAGACUCAUCCUGGGCUUGCAUAUACCUCGCUUAACUUCGAGGCAUUUCCUAAUCAUGCCGCGGUUGCCGUUCCGGAUGACGCGACUGCGUAUCCUUGGAGAGAUGCUAUUGGUUGGUUUCAAUUUGAAAUAAUCUCCCUAGAGGGAGUCGGCAGCGACUCUUUCAACGCUGGAGAGCACGCCGGUCAAGUCCUCCGAGACAGCUGGGUGCGAACCUCGGGUUACGAUAAUCAUACUAUCUACGUUAACUAUGCGCGCGGUGACGAGACUCUUGAGCAGAAAUACGGGGCCAGCAAGUUGCCGCGUUUGGCAGCGUUGAAGAAGAAGUAUGAUCCUGAUAAUGUUUUUGGGUGGAAUAAUGCUUUGCCUACUGAGUAUCCGGGGUCAGGGUAAUGUUACGUAUAUAGCUUGUUGUUGUGGGAAUGUGCGUUUUGGUAGUGAGAAGUGAGAGAACAUUUGAUGAAUAAAAGUCUAAUGUCCUUUGAAAUGAGACAAACACGGGAA